Messenger RNA from Pteronotus mesoamericanus, 2353 nucleotides. It is a transcript of the gene LRFN5, whose product is annotated as leucine rich repeat and fibronectin type III domain containing 5. The record is from RefSeq and is a predicted model, not a curated record. The transcript is spliced from 4 exons. Gene Ontology annotation, biological process: synaptic membrane adhesion; regulation of presynapse assembly. Gene Ontology annotation, cellular component: glutamatergic synapse; cell surface; GABA-ergic synapse. NCBI's taxonomy places the organism in Eukaryota, Metazoa, Chordata, Mammalia, Chiroptera, Mormoopidae. Gene Ontology annotation, molecular function: protein binding. Bases 1 to 2160 code for a protein of 719 amino acids.
AUGGAAAAAUUCCUUUUUUAUCUGUUUUUCAUUGGCAUAGCAGUGAGAGCUCAGAUCUGUCCAAAGCGUUGUGUCUGUCAGAUUUUGUCUCCUAAUCUUGCAACCCUUUGUGCCAAGAAAGGGCUUUUAUUUGUCCCACCAAACAUUGACAGAAGAACUGUGGAACUGCGGUUGGCAGACAAUUUUGUUACAAAUAUCAAAAGGAAAGAUUUUGCCAAUAUGACCAGCUUGGUGGACCUGACUCUGUCCAGGAAUACAAUAAGUUUUAUUACACCUCAUGCUUUUGCUGACUUACGAAAUUUGAGGGCAUUGCAUUUGAAUAGCAACAGAUUGACUAAAAUUACAAAUGAUAUGUUCAGUGGGCUUUCCAACCUCCAUCAUUUGAUAUUGAACAAUAAUCAGCUCACUUUAAUUUCAUCUACAGCAUUUGAUGAUGUCUUUGCCCUUGAGGAGCUGGAUCUGUCCUAUAACAAUUUAGAAACAAUCCCUUGGGAUGCUGUUGAGAAGAUGGUUAGCUUGCACACCCUUAGUUUGGAUCACAACAUGAUCGAUAACAUUCCUAAGGGGACUUUCUCCCACUUGCACAAGAUGACUCGACUAGAUGUAACAUCAAAUAAAUUGCAGAAGCUGCCACCUGACCCUCUCUUUCAGCGAGCUCAGGUACUAGUGACCUCAGGAAUCAUAAACCCAUCUACUUUUGCAUUAAGUUUUGGUGGAAACCCUUUGCAUUGCAAUUGUGAAUUGUUAUGGUUGAGGCGUCUGUCCAGAGAAGAUGACCUGGAGACUUGUGCUUCUCCAGCACUUUUAACUGGUCGUUAUUUUUGGUCAAUUCCUGAGGAAGAGUUUUUGUGUGAGCCUCCUCUCAUUACUCGUCAUACACACGAGAUGAGAGUCCUGGAGGGUCAAAGGGCAACCCUGAGGUGCAAAGCCAGAGGAGACCCUGAACCUGCAAUUCACUGGAUUUCUCCUGAAGGGAAGCUGAUUUCAAAUGCAACAAGAUCUCUGGUGUAUGAUAAUGGAACACUUGACAUUGUUAUAACAACUGUAAAGGAUACAGGUGCUUUUACCUGCAUUGCUUCCAAUCCUGCAGGGGAAGCAACACAAACAGUGGAUCUUCAUAUAAUUAAGCUCCCUCACUUACUAAACAGUACAAACCACAUCCAUGAGCCUGAUCCUGGUUCUUCAGAUAUCUCAACGUCUACUAAGUCAGGCUCUAAUGCAAGCAGUAGUAAUGGUGAUACUAAAAUGAGUCAAGAUAAGAUUGUGGUGGCAGAAGCAACAUCGUCUACGGCAUUACUUAAAUUUAAUUUUCAAAGAAAUAUCCCUGGCAUACGUAUGUUUCAAAUCCAGUACAAUGGUACUUAUGAUGACACCCUUGUUUACAGAAUGAUACCUCCUACGAGCAAAACUUUUCUUGUCAAUAACCUGGCUGCUGGAACCAUGUAUGACUUGUGUGUCUUGGCAAUAUAUGAUGAUGGCAUCACUUCCCUCACUGCCACAAGAGUCGUGGGUUGCAUCCAGUUUACUACGGAACAGGAUUACGUGCGAUGCCAUUUUAUGCAGUCCCAGUUUUUGGGAGGCACCAUGAUUAUUAUUAUUGGCGGAAUAAUUGUAGCAUCCGUGCUAGUUUUCAUCAUCAUUCUCAUGAUCCGGUAUAAGGUUUGUAACAACAAUGGGCAACACAAGGUCACCAAGGUCAGCAAUGUCUACUCUCAAACUAAUGGGGCUCAAAUGCAAGGCUGCAGUGUAACGUUGCCCCAGUCCAUGUCCAAACAAGCUGUGGGACAUGAAGAGAAUGCUCAGUGUUGUAAAGUUGCCAAUGACAAUGUGAUGCAAUCUUCAGAAAUUUGUUCAAGUCAGGACCCCUCUACCACUACCUCUGCUUUGCCUCCUACCUGGACUUCAAGCACUUCUGUGUCCCAAAAGCAGAAAAGAAAGACAGGCACAAAGCCAAGUACCGAACCACAGAAUGAAGCAGUCACGAAUGUUGAGUCCCAAAACACUAACAGGAACAACUCAACUGCAUUGCAGUUAGCUAGUCAACCUCCUGAUUCUGUCACAGAGGGGCCCACAUCUAAAAGAGCACAUUCAAAGCCAAAUGCUUUGCUGUCUAAUGUUGACCAGAUCGUCCAGGAAACACAGAGGCUGGAGUUAAUCUGAAGAGCACCACUUCUCUCUCUCCUGAAAAAAGUUGCCACUGAUAUUUUUAAUGGAUAAAACUCAAAUAUGUUUCAAUUCACAAUGGCUAAUUGUUGAACUGGUGUCCUAGAAGAAAUUGUCCACAGGACCAUAAACAGAAGUCUCUGAUGUUGGUGGAACUGGCUCACAUUUCAUCCCCUUUUAAAACCAAAUU